GCCUGCGUGUCGCUACGCGCCGGUGAUUUCCACGUCCAACAUGAGGCUCUGCGUCGUGGUGUUGCUGUUAGGCGUGGCUCCUGCCGUUCUGGCUCGCUACUUCCAGUACAUGGACAAAUUCAAGGACAUGAAGGACGACGAUGUCAUCGCCUGUAUGGCGGAAGGACAGCUGGACAGGUGCAGCGACGUGCUGCGUGAACUCAGGGACAAAUUUUCUGAGAUAGCUGCAACCAAUUGCGCGAAAUGCGAUGCUGUGGAGAAGGACGAGCUAUUCAAGUAUUUCGUAAGAUUCAGCCACCGCUACGCCGACGCGAGCAAGAAAAUCCAGGAUAGAUACGAUCCCACCAGAGAGUACAGGAAGAAGUUUGGAGAAUACUGGACCAAGAAGGGCAUCGUUUUGUACUGAGAACUCCCGACCAACUCUAUGUCACUUUUGUAUAAUGCUGAUGCUCA
Molecule: messenger RNA, 453 nt
Organism: Schistocerca nitens (vagrant locust)
Lineage: Eukaryota; Metazoa; Arthropoda; Insecta; Orthoptera; Acrididae
Exons: 2
Coding region: 41-406 (121 amino acids)
Source: RefSeq, a predicted model, not a curated record